This is a messenger RNA of Monosiga brevicollis MX1, 3231 nucleotides long. RefSeq lists its product as uncharacterized. The transcript has 4 exons. Gene Ontology annotation, molecular function: ubiquitin ligase activator activity; protein binding; anaphase-promoting complex binding. The coding region runs from base 1 to 3231 and encodes 1076 amino acids. Gene Ontology annotation, biological process: positive regulation of ubiquitin protein ligase activity; anaphase-promoting complex-dependent catabolic process; positive regulation of anaphase-promoting complex-dependent catabolic process. Gene Ontology annotation, cellular component: anaphase-promoting complex. The record is from RefSeq and is a predicted model, not a curated record. NCBI's taxonomy places the organism in Eukaryota, Choanoflagellata, Craspedida, Salpingoecidae.
AUGCACCGUACCCCGUGUGUGUGUGUGUGUGUGUGUGUGUGUGUGUGUGUGUGUGUGUGUGUGUGUGUGUGUGUGUGUGUGUGUGUGUGUGUGUGUGUGUGUGUGUGUGUGUGUACGGCGCUCGGCUCUGCCGUCUACCUGUGGACGCCUGGCACAAGUCGCGUGCAGACGUUGUGCGACCUGCAGGGAGAACAAGGCGGCGACAUCUGCUCGAUCCGCUGGUCCCGUCAAGGGAAUACUCUCGCCAUUGGUGAUCGCAACGGCAAUGUGCACAUUUAUGACGCUGCCAAACUGCAGCGCAUUCACACCUUCAAGCAGUUGCACACCGAACGAGUCUGUGCCUUGGCGUGGAAUUCCCACCAGCUGGCAACCGGAGGUCGCGAUCGCACGGUUCGACUGCUUGAUAUUCGUGCCCGCAGUGAAACCUCACAACUGAUGAAUGGUCACACCCAAGAAGUCUGCGGCAUGCAAUUUUCGCCCGACGGCUCGCACCUGGCAACGGGGGCCAACGACAAUCUCCUCUGUAUUUGGGAACCCACCCACGCCCACCGCCCGCGUCACACCUUCCGAGAUCACAAGGCUGCCGUCAAAGCCAUCGCCUGGUCACCACACAAGCACGGUUUAUUGGCCUCCGGGGGUGGCAGUGCCGACCAGUGCAUUCGUUUUUGGAAUACCCUGACAGAUCAGGCCCUGCAGGUCAUUGACACCAGCUCCCAGGUCUGCAAUCUCGGCUGGUCCAUGUACUCCAAUGAACUCGUGAGCACGCAUGGCUACGCCCGCAACGAAAUCGUGUUGUGGUCCUAUCCCGACCUGACCCGUCAAGCUGCCCUCACGGGCCAUACCAGCCGUGUGCUAUACCUCGCACUUUCCCCGGAUGGACAGACCAUCGUCACGGGUGCUGGGGAUGAGACGCUGCGUUUUUGGCAGAUCUUUCCUGCCGCAGUCAUGAGGGUUCGACACGCAAGGUGCGUGCAGGUUCUGGUCCUGGUGUACCUGGCCUACUGCCCUCUUGCCCAUGGCCUACCAAGCAUAGCUUGGCAAUCAGCACCGACACAAGGCACGGAGACGUUUGUGAUUGCUGGAGACGAUCUCCAGCUAGUUCAGGUCCAAGCAUGCUGGAAUGGUCACACUGACAAUUGCACGGCCCUGCCAGCGGCGGGCUUUCACGUGGUGGAGCAAUGGAACGCUUCCAUCAAGAUUGGCACAGCCACGCCCUGGCAGGGCCCCGCCGCGUUUCGGCUGGUUCUAGCCUCUGACACCAGCCAAGUCGUUGCCGCUGCAGCUGUCAAUGAGCCCGAUCUUUGGUGGGGCAUGGCUUUACCCCCCGUGUCACGUAGCAGCCUCCCUUACAACCCCGCCCUGUCUUCCAACGUCACCGUGGUGGCGUAUGAGGGCGGUUCGAUUCUUCGUUUGAUGGGCCGCGCACUCAGCAUGGACGCCGCCUCUGGCACCUGUCGGCCUAGCACUGACCCCACGCCCGACCCAGACCUGACCCUACGACUUGACACCUCUCCCCUGGUGUCCGUUACCGCCCGCCAGGCGACCUGCUAUGAUGCCGAGUUUUUGUUGCCCGCCAACCUCACAGCCGGACGCUACACCCUGCAAUUGGCCUCAAAUUGGGGCGUUUCAAGGCAAACUGGCCUUUUGCACAUUGUCUCGCGACCCAGCCCUCACACAGUGCAGAUCGAUGUGGAUGCCGCCUUUCAAGGCAACCUGAGUGCUGCCAACCAACAUGCUGCCACCCUGACCGCUGAUCCCAACGUACGUGCCCAACUUCUCCUAAGCGCGCGUACGUACAACCUCACUUCAACACUGCACGUUGCCAAUCGCACUCGUUUGGUCGGUGCCGGCCGCGAUGUCACCCUCCUGAGCCUGGCCCUGCCCGUGACAGACUCGGCGCAGGCUUUUCUGCUCGGGCAGGACGAUUGGGGCUUGAGUAACCUCAGCAUCGCAAUCUUGUCCGCACCUGCCGAGUUUCGCGUGGUACAGCACCUAGCUGGAGGCCAGCACUUUAGCAUGUUGGAUGUCAGCGUGGCCAUGUAUCAGUACAACGUGAGCAACGCCUUGUGGAUCGAGGGCGCCGCCGGUGAGGUGGCACGGUGUCGCUUUGACCAAAUCGGCGCCUGCCUUUACCCCAACUACGGCAAAGGCUCUGACAGCACCAACUUUAUGGCCAGCAAUGUGCUGCACAUGCUCAAUGCCACCGACAUUUGGCUCCACGACAACGAGAUCUUUUGGCGGUGCUCCCACUAUGACUUUGAUUGCAGCAGCCGUGUCAUCUACGAGCACAACAUGGCCUAUGCCACAGAGACCGGCACCGUGCCGCAUGGCAACUCCAUCAGCCUCUAUCAGGCCCGCACGUACCCCACCAGCCAAUAUUGGCUUUUUGCCCGCAACAACAUUUCUCGCCCAGCCUUCAAUGAUCCGUGGACUCAUCACAACUGGUUUCAGCGCGAGACAGUCACAUCAGACGGCCCCGGUGGCUGGGGUACAGCCUUCUUUGGUGGUUGGAUCGACGAAGAUCAACAACGCCAGGUUCGCCUGAGCUGGACCACGCUGGCCGAGGCUCCUAUUCCCGGAACCACCCUUCUAGUUUUGGCAGGCCCAGCCGUGGGUCAGACCCGCUUGGUGACGAGCUAUGAUGCCACAGCCAACGUAACUGUGCUCGACCGCCCGCUGCCCGGUCUGGCCAGCACCAGUCUGUUAGCGGUGGUGGCCAGCGCCAACUACAAGGCCGUCGUUGGCAAUGCCUUUCACUGGACCGCCAUGGCACAGUACUAUGGCAAUUCCUUUUUUAGCCUGAUGGCCGACAACAGCUUUGCCAAUUGCAGCGUCAGUCCCCAGGGCGCCAUUCAAGGCGUCGGCGAGUGCUACCACGGGAUUGGGCAAAACUUCUUUAUUGAAUACUACAACAAUGAACUGUCUGAUAGCGAUGGCAUCGUGCUGCAGGACCACAGUGGUCCCUCGGGCGAACCCGAGUGUGCGGCCUACGAGGGACCGUGGCAGCGCUGGAUCAUCGUCCGGCGCAAUCAGCUGGCGGGCGUCUCUUGGGCUGCCUUCAGCGCCUCGCCCAGUAAUCCUCAAUGCGGCAGCAUUAUGCGCACGGGUGGCUCCGUGCCUUCGCUUGACCUAGUUGUUGAGGCCAAUAUGGUGCAGUGCGCGUACCCCGGCUCACUCUCCAGCGGCAACAUCAGCUUGGGCCAAUGUGAUCAUUGUCUGGCCUCUGAUUAG